Nerophis lumbriciformis (worm pipefish) is the source of this 1268-nucleotide messenger RNA. NCBI's taxonomy places the organism in Eukaryota, Metazoa, Chordata, Actinopteri, Syngnathiformes, Syngnathidae. The record is from RefSeq and is a predicted model, not a curated record.
GGACCCUCUGAAGUCCCCUUUUCCUCUUUGACACAGACCCUUCCCUGUAAAAAGGAAGAGGAAGACUCACUGACCCCCCACAUUAAAGAGGAAGAGGAGGAACACAGCGUUAGUCAGGAAGUGACUGGUGUCCCUGUGAAGAGUGAAGAUGAUGAGGUCAAAGGUCAAAGUGAGGAGAAGAGAGAGGCGGAGCCUCCAAGCAGCAGCUCAACACAACACAUGACAACAGAAGCUGAUGGAGACCACUGUGGAGGAUCACAAGCAGACAAGAUCUUAGCUCCACUAUCAGAUAGUGAGGACACAACGUCACACUCUCCUGACACUGAUGAUGAACACUCUAAAGAUGAUGCAACAUGUCACACUGACAACACUCACUUCACAUGUUCUCACUGUCACAAAACCUUUAAACACAAUCGUCAUCUGGUAAGACACAUGAGUACACACACUGGUGAAAAACCUUUUUCUUGUUCAUUCUGUGGUAAAGGUUUUACACAAAGGCGAUCUUUGAAAAUACACAUGAGAACACACACUGGUGAAAAACCCUUUUUCUGUUCAACCUGUGGUAAAGGUUUUACACAAAGUCAACAUUUGAAAGGACACAUGAGAACACACACUGGUGAAAAUCCCUUUUCCUGUUCAACUUGUGGUAAAGGUUUUACACAAAGUCAACAUUUGAAAGUACACAUGAGAACACACACUGGUGAAAAACCUUUUUCCUGUUCAACUUGUGGUAAAGGUUUUACACAAAGUCACAGUGUGAAAAGACACAUGAGAACACACACUGGUGAAAAACCUUGUAUCUGUUCAAUCUGUAGUAAAAGUUUUACACAAAGUCAACAUUUGAAAGGACACAUGAGAGCACACACUAGUGAAAAACCAUUUUCCUGUUCAACCUGUGGUAAAGGUUUUACACAGAGUCAAAAUUUGAAAAUACACAUGAGAACACACACUGGUGAAAAACCUUUUUCCUGUUCAACUUGUGGUAAAGAGUUUAGACAAAGUCAGAGUGUGAAAAUGCACAUGAGAAAACACACUGGUGAAAAACCUUUUUCUUGUUCAAUCUGUGGUAAAGGUUUUACUAAAAGGCAAUCUUUGAAAAGACACAUGAGAAUACACACUGGUGAAAAACCUUUUUCUUUGAAAAGACACAUGAGAAGACACCCAGGAGAGAAAGUGUUGAGUUGCAGUGUGUGUGGUGAAAGAUUGUCUUCUAAGUACCAGUGUAAGAAACACAAGUGUGCUGGUGAGAACAGCAGCAGCAAAUGAAA